This is a messenger RNA of Acanthoscelides obtectus, 986 nucleotides long. NCBI's taxonomy places the organism in Eukaryota, Metazoa, Arthropoda, Insecta, Coleoptera, Chrysomelidae. The record is from the annotation of a GenBank genome assembly.
AUGUAUAGUGAAAAGAAACAUGUCACAAUAGCAAAUUUGAAUAAAACGCUUAAAGAGAAAGAGCUUGCUUCUAUCAGCAAUAGCUCUUUACAAAGAGUGCUGCCCACCAUAGGCUUUAAAUAUAAAAAAGAUGGUAAUAGAAGAUUUCUAGUUGAGCAAUCCAGUAUUGCUUUACUUUGCACCAAAUUUUUGAGAAGUUAUAAUGACUAUGUGAACACUUCCUCGCAUCAAAUUGUUUUCAUGGAUGAAACAUGGAUAUUUUCAAAAGGCAGUCCAAAAAAGUCUUGGCAAGAUGAGUCAAUAAAAAGUGUAAGGAGACCAUUGGGCUUUCAAGGAAAGCGAUUUAUUGUUGUCCAUGCAGGGAGAGAAAAAGGAUUUGUUGAUGGAGCAAGUCUGUUAUUUUCCUCACAGUCUAAAUCUGCAGAUUACCAUGGUGAUAUGAACGGCGAGACAUUCAUUAAGUGGUUAAAAGAAAAACUCCUCUGCAACUUGGAAGAGCCAUCAGUGAUAAUUAUGGAUAAUGCAUCCUAUCAUAGCAUUUUAUUGGAAAAGACUCCCAAACACAAGUUCUCCAAAAAAAGAGAUUAUUGACUGGCUGGUUAAAAAUGAAAUUGUGUUCCAACCAACAUUAAUUAAAUUGAAUAUAGUGAAGAGAAAUUGUAAGGAAAAGAAGUAUUUAAUAGAUGAAAUCAUAAGAAGUUAUGGACAUGAAGUUCUUAGUACCCCCAUACCAGUGUGAAUUUAAUGCCAUCGAGUUAAUAUGGGCCAAUGCUAAGCAGUAUUAUGAUAGACAUAUUGGAAGAUGUGGUCAUAGUGAUGAAAAUGUUUUAGCUAUGUGGAAUGAAGCUCUGUCACAAAUUACACCAGAGGUUUGGAAAAAAUGUGUGAAGCAUACCCAUGAUGUAAUUUUAGAGUGGUACAACAAAACUAUUACUCGUGAAAUAGAACCACUGAUAAUCUUAUUUGAUUCAGAUCUGACAGUAGCG